Messenger RNA from Kogia breviceps (pygmy sperm whale), 2751 nucleotides. Its product is annotated as protein-S-isoprenylcysteine O-methyltransferase-like. Gene Ontology annotation, biological process: C-terminal protein methylation. Gene Ontology annotation, cellular component: endoplasmic reticulum; membrane. The record is from RefSeq and is a predicted model, not a curated record. Gene Ontology annotation, molecular function: protein C-terminal S-isoprenylcysteine carboxyl O-methyltransferase activity. NCBI's taxonomy places the organism in Eukaryota, Metazoa, Chordata, Mammalia, Artiodactyla, Physeteridae.
UGUCAGAUACCAAACCACAGAUCCAGGAAGUUCAGAGAACACCAAGUAGGAUAGUAAGUAAAAAACAAAAAAGAAAAACAAACAAAACCUACAUGUAGGCAUAUCAUGUUUAAACUACAGAAAAUCAAAGAGAAAGAAAAAGUCCUGAAAGAACCCAGAAGGAAAAAUUAUCUACAGAGGAACAAAGAUAAGAAUUACAUCUGACCUUUCAGAAAUCAUGCAAGCAAGAAGAGUGGACUGAAAUAUUUACAGUGUUGAGAUAAAAAGCCACCAACCUAGAAUUCUGUACCCUGUGAAAUUAUCCUUCAAAAGUGAAGUGGAAAUAAAGACUUUCUCCGACAAAUAAAAAUUGAGGGAAUGGGUUGCCAAUAGACCUGCUUUGCAGGAAAUGUUAAAAGAAGUUCUUUAGAGAGAAGGAAAAUGAUAUAGGUCAGAAACUCAGAUGUACAGUAAAAAAAGGAAAAGCAUUGGAGAAGGAAUAAGUGAAGGUAAAAUAAAAACUUAUUUUUCUUAUUCCUAAUUGAUCUCAGAGAUAACAGUUUGUCCAAAAUAAUAAUAGCAGCAACAUAUCCAACUAUGUGUGCUUAUGUGUACAUGUAUGUAUAUGCUUAUGUAUGCUAUGUAGAAGUGAAAUGAAUGACAGAAGUGAUAUGAGGGAGGGGAGGAAGAAUUAGGAUUAUUUUGUUACUAUAAGGUACUCAAACUGCCCAUGAAGUGGACUUGAAUUAGUUAUAAAUGUAUAUUGCAAACUCAACCACUGAAAAAACUAGAAAAAGAAGUACAACUGAUAUGCUAAGAAAGGAGAGAAAAUGGAAUCAUAUAAAACGCUCAGUUAAAACCACAGAAGGGCCCGGCUACAGUUGGGGCAGCCGCCCGCUGGUCUGCCGCCCUGCGCCAUGGCGGGCUGCGCGGCGUGGGCUCCGCCGGGCUCCGAGGCGCGCCUCAGCCUCGCCACCUUCCUGCUGGGUGCCUCGGUGCUCGCGCUGCCACUGCUCACGCGUGCCGGCCUGCAGGGCCGCACCGGGCUGGCACUCUAUGUGGCCGGACUCAACGCACUGCUGCUGCUGCUGCUCUACCAGCCGCCGCACUACCAGAUAGCCAUCCGAGCCUGUUUCCUUGGCUUUGUAUUUGGCUGUGGAGUGCUGCUAAGUUUUAGCCAGUCUUCUUGGAAUCACUUUGGCUGGUAUAUGUGCUCCCUGUCAUUGUUCCACUAUUCUGAGUACUUAGUCACAGCAGUCAAUAAUCCCAAGAGUCUGUCCUUGGAUUCCUUUCUCCUGAAUCACAGCGUGGAGUAUACAGUAGCAGCUCUUUCUUCUUGGAUAGAGUUCACACUUGAAAAUAUCUUCUGGGGCUUCCCUGAACUGAAGCAGAUCACCUGGCUCAGCGCCACGGGGCUGCUGACGGUGGUCUUUGGAGUGAGGAAAGCGGCAAUGUCUACAGCUGGUUCCAAUUUCAACCACGUGGUGCAGAAUGAAAAGUCAGAAACCCACACUCUGGUGACAAGUGGAGUAUACGCUUGGUUCCGGCAUCCUUCUUACGUUGGGUGGUUUUACUGGAGUAUCGGAACCCAGGUGGUGCUGUGUAACCCCAUCUGCGGCAUGAGCUACGCUCUGACAGUGUGGCGCUUCUUCCGCGACCGGACAGAGGAGGAGGAGAUCUCACUGAUUCACUUUUUUGGAGACGAGUACCUGGAGUAUAAGAAGCGGGUGCCCACGGGCCUGCCUUUCAUAAAGGGAGUCAAGGUGGAACUAUGAUAGGCCCGGGCGGCCCAGGCCAGGCCGGGAGGCCUCCCACUCCAGGCAGCGUGGGACGGAACUGCUUCCUGUUGGCCACUCUGCAGAACGGACUUUCUUAAAUCAUUUUGUAUGUCACCAGUUACUCUUCUGGAAUAUCACUCAAGAUCAAAUGGUCAGAAGGCCUUAGGACCAAAGGACCCCCCCCCCCCCACCUCCCCACUGCCCCGGAGCAGCCCGUUCUCAGGCUGCAUCAAGGUAGGACGUAGAUUAAAGGUGGACAAGAAGCAAAUAACAGCAGUACUUGGCAGUGCCCCCCUGACGUGCCUGGAGAGAGCCUAGGCCACACUUCAUCCCCCACAAGGCCAGUGGUGUUAAGUUGUAACCAAGACCCCUGGGGAGAGGUGGGCUCACUCUAGAUGCUGAGUGAGGCGCCUGCAGCGGGAAGGGGUACGUGGGCACCAGUACUUACUAGUGUUAGAAACCCAUUCAGAAUCCUUACUUUGACCAAAACACACAAACAGCACAGCUUUCACCUCCCUGUUUCUGUCCUUAAGUGCAUGAGCAUCUCUACAAUUUUAAAGACAUUUCCUUAUAAGGCACUUUGGCUCUUCAUAUAUCUCAUCAUGUUUACUUACCUGUUUUCAAAAACGGCAGUAUGAACUCAGGGGACUCGCUUGGCGUGUGAGCCCCACCUUUCAUUUGGCAGAAAGGCAGCACAGACACCUCCAGAUGACACAGCUGAUGCUUUGUGUUACCAGGGCUCCCCGGGCCAAGGAGACUGUGGGCCCCUGUGGCUUUCCUGGGUCCUGGCUCCUCCCAAAAGGGGGCUGUUACCGGUGACAGGCAUAUCAAAGAUGUGUCAUUUCUCCUUUAUCCAAAAAAAAUGCUUCCUGGACACCUGCUCUGUGCAAGGCAUUGUUAAACGUUGAGAAAUACUGCUCUCCGUUUACUUGGGGUUUAUUCUUAUUCUAUCAUAGCUUAUAUUUUUGUGUUUUGACUUAAAUCCAUUAACCAU